AUGGUUUAUUCAAAAUUUGACUUAUUUUCUUCAUAAUUUAAUUUUAACAUUGAUGGCUAAUAAAGAAACAAAGGAACUCUCUUUGGUACAAUCCUUACUGUAAUUGUUGGUAUCUCUACUCUUACAUAUUUUAUUUAUAUUAUGGAGCAAUACGCUACUAACCAGAUUGAGCCUGCUUUCAGAUCUUAAAGUUUUAUAACUAAUGAUAGACUUGAUAUGCCUUUAACUAAUGAUUUAGUUGGAUUCAGAUUCGAAGCUGGCGAUGGCCUUCAAGGUAACUCUAAAGAUAAAACAUUUUUAGUUUAUAUGGCUUUCUUUUAUUACAGUGCUCCAAAUAUUAAUUAAUUCAUCCAGCUCGAUGUUAUUGAAUGUACAAACCCUAAUCUAGAAGGCUUUUAUUGCUUGGACUUUUCGAAAGUUUCAAAUUACACUCUAGCUCUAAGCAAUAAUGAAAACAUCAAAUCGAAUAUCGAGAUUUUCACUUAUGGAUGCUUGGAUAUAGAUAGCAUCAAGACAACUGUACCAAAAAACUGUGCUAAUUAAACUGAAAUAGAUAAUUUGAUAAAUGGCUUUAAUUCCAUCCUAAGAUUUAAACUAUUUACUUCAUAAUAUAAUACUACUUCAUAACAAAUUGAGUCAAGUUACAGGAAUGCCUUUAUCUACACAGUUGCUAACUAGGCUAUUCUUUCGUAAUUAAAGACACAGAAACAGGUAACAUAAAUAAAACAAGGACCAAUCUUUUAGAGAGAAUCAGCUUUCUCUUCACCAAUAUAAUAUACUUAAUAGGAUUAGGUAUAGGAUAAAUAAUAUGCUCUUUAAUAAACCGGUGCAGGAGCUUAUAGCAUAGCAGUAAUUUACCUUGAUGAAAUAGUUUAGUAAAUUUAAAUCUAAUAUCCUACUCUUCCAUAAGUGCUAGCUUCUGUUAACAGUAUUUUUACACUACUAAUGAUUUUAGGUAUUUUUGGAAGAUAUUUCUCAUAGAAUUCUAUCAAAAAAGACUUUUUUAUGCUUUUCUUCAGAAAUAUGUAUUAAAGCAGUUACAUUAAAAUUUUGUAAAGUUGUAAGCUAAUUAAAUAAUUAGAUAGUCCAUAAUAUGAAUCAUAAGAAAUUAAAUUUAUUGAAAAUUAAGAAACAACUGAAGUGAGAGAAAAUUUACCCAUAAAACCAUUAUUUGUACCAGCAUUUGUUUACAAAUAAAAGAAAUCCCUCGAUCUGGGUUUUUAAGACGAUUUAAAACAUAAUAAUAAUUGCAAUAAUCCUAAUUUGGAACCAGUAGAUUUUAAUUAAAAAAUAUAACGUGAAUGCAUCUCACAAGAUUUUGAGGAAAAUAAAAAUGAAAUUAAUUCUAGAAUAAUUUUUUAGCUACAAAAUAAAGAUAAAAGAUUAAAUCUAUAAAGAACAUCUUAAUCAAACUCAAUUGUAGAAUAAUCAUCAAAUAUUAAAUUGUAAAAUAGUAAUUAUCAGAUGAAGUCUAUCUUUGAUUCCUAGUCUGAAAACAGUUACUGCCUUUAAAAAGAAAUCUUCUAACUAAAUUAACAUCGAAAAAUAAGUAAUUUAAUUAAUUGCUAGCGAUAGUCUGAUAAAUAAAAAAUUCCUUAAUUUCCAAAUAGAUAAUCUCCAAGGAAUUAAGAAUAGAUAUAGCGACAUAUAUAAUUUACAUAAGAAGAUUAAAAAUCAGAAAUAAAUCAUGAAAACAAUUAAGAUUAAUAAUAAAUGACAGAAUAAAAUCAAUAAUUUUACACAGAAGUGGAUUCAAUCAUUGAAAAUUUACCAGAUGACGAUAAUACAAGAAUAGAAAAUUAAAAAGAAAAAAUUGUUGAGAUUUCCUCUAAUAAAAAAGUACCAUCAAGUUUUGUAAAUUCUAUGAAGCGUCCAUCUAUUGACACAAAAAUUAGUUAAGAAAAUAAAAAAACAGAAUUGAAUUAAAAUUUUUACAUUUAAAACAUGUAAAAUAUUUACAAUUAGAACAUGAAAACAAAAAUCUAAGAUGUUUUAUUUAGAAUGAGUUUGUUCAAAAAACCAAGUAGUGAAGUAAAGGAGUUGGAUAACUAAUCAUUCAGAUAGAUUGAAGAAUAAAUUGCUAAAGAAAUGAAUAUCAUGAAUAUUAUAAAGGAUAUCAUAUUUUUGAAAAAAGCAGUAAUGAUGAUACUAACUAAAGAUCAAUUAGCAACUCUGCAACUUAUUGGAUGUUCAUCAAGCUUUUUAGAUCUUAAUCUAAAUAAUAUGAAUGUGAGCUUUGAAUAACUAGAAAAAGAAAAAAAUCUAAGCCAUUACGAAAGUUAGCUUGCCAUUUUAUAAUCAGAAAAAUAUAUGGAAGAAAAUUUAGUAAAAUUCUUAAAUAGAAAUCAGAAUAGUUCAAAUCAGAGUAUCUUAGAUUAAAGAAUUAUAUUUUCGCUUAAAAAGAGUUAUAUAAAUUGA
Molecule: messenger RNA, 2418 nt
Organism: Tetrahymena thermophila SB210
Lineage: Eukaryota; Ciliophora; Oligohymenophorea; Hymenostomatida; Tetrahymenidae
Product: transmembrane protein, putative
Exons: 3
Source: RefSeq, a predicted model, not a curated record